UUGUUUCACUUAUAAAUCACAUUAAGCGAUACCGAAGUAGAGUUAUUAACUUAUAGAAAAAUAAUUAUAUCUAUAUAAAUUUAAUAAAAAUUUAUUGCAUUAAAAUAGUGRAUUAAACAAUAUAACACAUAAGUAAAUUUCAAUAAAAUGUCCAAAGACGAUAGGGAAUUGGAUUUGUCAAAUGCUGGUCGAGGUGUAUGGUUGGUUAAAGUACCGAAAUACAUAGCACAGAAAUGGUCAAAAGCUCCAUCAAAUAUGGAUGUUGGAAAAUUACGAAUUACUAAAACCCCAGGGCAAAAAGCUCAAGUGUCUUUAUCAUUAACACAAGCAGUUGUAAAUCUGGAUCCAGAGGAAAAAAUUCCUACAGAACAUAUAUUGGAUGUUUCGGUUGUAACCAAACAAACUUUAGGGGUUUUUUCCCAUGUUAUGCCACCUGAAUCAAAUAAUGUAAAUAAUGGAAAGGAUAAAGAGACGCAAUCUCCUAUUGAAUCUGAAAAACUGUACAUGGAAGGGCGUAUUGUGCAGAAGUUGGAAUGCCGCCCAAUUGCUGACAAUUGUUAUAUGCAAUUAAAACUUGAAUCUAUACGGAAAGCAUCGGUACCUCAGCGCAAGGUUCAGCCAAUAGAUAAAAUAGUGCAGAACUUCAAACCAGUUAAAGACCAUGCUCAUAAUAUCGAGUAUCGUGAAAGAAAAAAGGCGGAAGGUAAAAAAGCUCGCGAUGAUAAAAAUUCAGUCAUGGAUAUGCUUUUUAAUGCUUUUGAAAAACAUCAAUACUAUAAUAUUAAAGAUUUGGUAAAGAUUACAAAACAGCCUAUUGGUUACCUUAAGGAAAUCCUUAAAGAGGUGUGUGAUUACAAUAUGAAAAACCCACAUAAAAAUAUGUGGGAAUUGAAGAAAGAAUACCGCCACUAUAAGACUGAAGAUAAAAAGGAUGAUGAAAAAUCCCCAACUGACAGUGAUUCGGAGUAGAUAGAAAUAUAUUAAUUUAAACUAAAAAUAUUUAAUUGAUAUUUUUUUAAUAAAAAGAGACUUUCCAUAUAUGUAAA
Messenger RNA from Bactrocera latifrons, 1046 nucleotides. RefSeq names its product general transcription factor IIF subunit 2 (gene TfIIFbeta). Gene Ontology annotation, cellular component: transcription factor TFIIF complex. The transcript has 2 exons. The record is from RefSeq and is a predicted model, not a curated record. Gene Ontology annotation, biological process: transcription initiation at RNA polymerase II promoter; transcription by RNA polymerase II. Lineage: Eukaryota; Metazoa; Arthropoda; Insecta; Diptera; Tephritidae. The coding region runs from base 148 to 969 and encodes 273 amino acids.